CAAAGCCAGCUCUGGCUGUGCCAACAUGGGGCUGCCCCGGGCAGGGCUGUGGCUGAAAAGGCUCUGGGUGCUCCUGCAGGUGGCCCUGCAAGUGGCCGUGGGCAAAGUGCUGCUGACACUGUUUCCUGACAGAGUCAAGCAGCACAUCGUGGCCAUGAACCAGAAGAACCCUCACUUCUCCUACGACAACUGGGUCCCGACCCUCUACAGCACCCAGUAUUUCUGGUUUGUCCUGAAGGUCCAUUGGCAGUGACUAGAGGACACGACUAAGAGAGGGGGUCUGGCCCCAAACAGCCCCGUGGUCCGCCUCUCAGGACAGAGGUGCAACAUUUGGGACUUCAUGCA
This is a messenger RNA of Equus quagga, 345 nucleotides long. RefSeq names its product iodothyronine deiodinase 1 (gene DIO1). Bases 26 to 253 code for a protein of 75 amino acids. The record is from RefSeq and is a predicted model, not a curated record. NCBI's taxonomy places the organism in Eukaryota, Metazoa, Chordata, Mammalia, Perissodactyla, Equidae. The transcript has a single exon. Gene Ontology annotation, molecular function: thyroxine 5'-deiodinase activity.